AUGACCACAUCGACUGACCCAGAGCGACGGCCGCUUCUGCCGGGCCUCACCAGCUUCCAAAAGAACGGCUCCAACGUCGACAUUGAGAGUGAGCCGCCGAAUGGCGGCAUCCCUUCGCGCGCCGUGGAAGAUGAUGUGCUUCCCGAGGCAUCAACGCUGGGGCGUAAUAUUACAUGGCAAAGCGCCUACAUCAUAGUAAUGUCCAGAGUCAUCGGCAGCGGCAUAUUUGCGACACCGGGCGCCAUCUUGCGAUCUGUCGGAAGCCCUGGGCUUUCACUACUUAUAUGGAUUGCGGGCGCAGUCAUCUCAGCCUGCGGGCUGGCCGUGUCACUCGAGUACGGCUGCAUGCUGCCUCGCUCAGGAGGUCAGAAGGUCUAUCUGGAGUUCACGUACAGACACCCACGAUUCCUCGCGUCGACUCUCGUGGCCAUCAACGCCGUGCUCCUGGGACUCACGGCAAGCAACUGUGUCAUUUUCUCUCAAUACAUCCUCUUUGCUUUCAAGGCUGAUCAUGUCAGCGACGUGGUUCGCAAGCUUGUCGGGGCGGGUCUGUUGACGGUCGCGACCAUCAUUCAUGCUGUGACACCGAGGUUCGGCGUCGGCAUCCAAAACGUCCUUGGCUGGGCAAAGAUUGGAAUUGUUGUUUUCAUGGUUCUCUCUGGCAUCUACGUCGUCAUAUUUCGACCCGCGAUAGGCGAUGACAUGAGCCUGGGCCCGACGAUUUCCCUCCAAGGAUGGGAUCAUUUAUGGCACGGCAGCAUAUGGAACUGGGGCGCGAUUGCGACGGCCCUUUUCCAGGUCUUCUACUCAUACGCCGGCCUGGACAACCUCAGCAAUGUCCUCAACGAAGUCAAGGACCCGGUUCGUACUCUGCGAUCAGCGACACUUACAGCGCUGUUCACCACGUGUGCGAUCUUCUUCCUCAUCAACGUGGCCUACUUCCUCGUGGUGCCCAUUGACGAGAUCAGGGAGAGCGGCGAGCUUGUUGCUGCUCUCUUUUUUGAGCGUGUAUUUGGAGGGGCCUUUGGCCGGCGAUUCUUGCCACUUGCCGUCGCGUUGUCCGCGGCUGGUAAUGUCUUAGUCGUCAUCUUUGCCAUGGCAAGGCUCAAGCAAGAGAUAGCCAGACAAGGCCUCCUCCCAUUCUCUGAGCAGCUGUCGUCUACCAAGCCCUUCAACUCGCCACUUGGAGGACUCUUGCUCAACUACGUCCCAUCGCUGCUGGUCAUUGUGCUUCCGCCGUCCAAAGAGGUGUUCUCAUUUAUCCUCGAGACCGAGGGCUACUCGGGGCAAAUUUUCGGUCUGCUCAUCGGAGGCGGCCUGAUUUGGCUGCGAUUCAAACGCCCAGAUCUCAAGAGGCCAUUCAAGGCAUGGACGUCGGCGGUCGUGCUACGGCUAUUACUUGGGGUUGCGCUGCUCGCAGCUCCAUUCUUCCCUCCAUCAAAACAGCCCGCAGGCGGGUUUUACUACGCGACUUAUGCUAUUGUUGGUGUCGCCAUUUUUGUCGGCAGCCUGUUGUAUUGGUAUGUGUGGGCGGUGCUGCUGCCUCGCAUCCGCGGGUAUACUCUAGAGGAGGAGACUGCAGUGCUCCGGGAUGGGACAGCAGUGACGAGAAUCGUGCAUAAACAACGAGUACUGUAA
Messenger RNA from Purpureocillium lilacinum, 1638 nucleotides. RefSeq lists its product as uncharacterized. Gene Ontology annotation, biological process: amino acid transmembrane transport. Gene Ontology annotation, cellular component: membrane. The record is from RefSeq and is a predicted model, not a curated record. Gene Ontology annotation, molecular function: L-amino acid transmembrane transporter activity. Lineage: Eukaryota; Fungi; Ascomycota; Sordariomycetes; Hypocreales; Ophiocordycipitaceae.